This is a messenger RNA of Suillus fuscotomentosus, 799 nucleotides long. RefSeq lists its product as uncharacterized. The transcript has 4 exons. The record is from RefSeq and is a predicted model, not a curated record. The coding region runs from base 103 to 702 and encodes 199 amino acids. NCBI's taxonomy places the organism in Eukaryota, Fungi, Basidiomycota, Agaricomycetes, Boletales, Suillaceae.
UUCUCGCCGGAACAUAUCCCUGGUGGAGAUCCUGCAUUGCACGAGCCUUCCUUGGCAACAGUGACUGAAAGAGGCAUCAACAACAUCCCCAGCUUCGUGAAAAUGAACACCGCCAGCACUUCCGGAUCGUGUCCCACCUCAGAUGGUAACGGUGCACUUCAACUUAGUGAAACUCAAGGCAGCCCUCGGAGCAACUGUCUGUCAGUCUCCUCUGACGAGCAGUCCCUUCCCUUUCCACUGCGAUUCAGGCAGGACGGAGGGCCAUCAGUUCAAUACCUCCACAUCUAUAACAUGACUGCGAAAGUGCUGAAGCAACACUGCAUCGAAUUCAGCCUCUCCCAGACGGGCAACAAGACCGUGCUAGUUGAACGACUGGAGGCAUUCAGCCGCAAUCCUGAGUCAUGGAACAGUGCCCACCCAGGUGCCCACAGGUCUCAUAAGGGACCUCGAGUGAGGAGGCCUGUAGACAAGCCCAGGAUGAGCCGUACCAAAAAGUCUACGCAGCGCCGCGCACAGCUCAUUCCAGGCGCCAAUGCUAUCAAUGGAACUGUGACUGUCACUGAUCGAUCAAAGGACACGCGCACCUCAGCUGAGGUUGCUGUACUGUUACCAUGGGUGAGCCACUGUUUCUUUCCUCUUCUUUUUUUGAUUCGUCUCUGUCAUGUUGGACUGGUUGACCAUUGGCCUGACAGGCCAAGAUGAUCUGCACGGAGUAUCCAUACCAGACAACAGAUGGCACGGCUCCAGUCGCCGACGCUGGACCUAGUCAUUAUCCUAUGGGUGGGAUGCCUGCUGGCAC